AUGGCUCCUCCAAGAGGCAGAGCCCCUAGAGGCCGCGGCAAACGCUCGAGAGGGCCCGUCGGGCGCCGCGAUGCCUUCCAGGCUUCUCGGGUUGCCGACAUAGAGUCUGAUGAUUCUUCGUCCGGUGAAGAUGGUCCUGUCGAUGAGCAUAUGGAGGGUGGUAUGGCCGAAGAGGAAGCCAUGGAUGUCGGUUCGUCCAGCGAUGAAGAGGAUGAGGAGAAGUCCGGUCGUCCUUACAACGAGCUGCUACAACUGUUGAACACAUCUGCCGACUCCAAGGGCCCAGCCCGCAAGAGGAGAAAGGUCGAACAUAAGAACACAGAAACCGUCGAGGUUGUUCGCGAGGACCCUGUUGCGGAGGAGGACGACGAAGCUCUCGGGGAGGACGAUCUUGAGCAACAAGAGCCUUCGGAUGAAGAGGACAAUGGGAAUCAAGAAGAUGCUGGUGCACAGGAUAGUGAUGACGAAGACGACAACGAUCCUUUCGACACGCACUUUACGAACCCGACGGAAGACGAGCUGGCCAAGAAGAUCAAGGCUAUUGGGGAGAACAAGUGGAAGAAUGCAAAGAAGGAACUGCCAGAAGGCUUGAGGCUUGUGCGCGCUAUUCCAGAUACUGGAGACGAUGCGUCCUGGUUACCUCCAAUGAAGCAGAUCUCAAGCGUGAAGCUUAAGAGAAAACUUAAAGAGCCAGCCUCCGAUAAAUUCCCCCAAAUCGGUGGACAGGCCCAGCACAUUGCUCCGUACAUCUUCGGCUACCAGGACGUUUUGUAUGGAGCCCGGACGCCAUCCAACUCGGCCCAGAUGCGCGAUCUUCUGGCCCUCCACGCCACCAACCACGUGCUCAAGACCCGCGAUCGAGUGCUCAAGAACAACACACGCUUGGCCAAAGAGCAAGACGCCGACAUCGAUGUCCGAGACCAGGGCUUCACUCGGCCGAAGGUACUUUAUCUCUUGCCUACCAAGCAGGCUUGUGUGCGGGCCGUCGAGUCCAUCACGCGCUUCUUCCAACCCGAGCAACAAGAAAACAAGAAACGUCUCCUCGACACCUUUUCGGCGGCUGAUGACCCGUCAUGGGAGAGCAAGCCGGACGACUUCCGCGAGCUCUUCGGUGGCAAUGACGACGACAUGUUCCGCCUGGGUCUCAAGUUCACCCGCAAGACUGUCAAGUAUUUUGCGCAAUUCUACACCUCCGAUAUGAUCCUGGCCAGUCCACUGGGUCUACGCACCAUCAUGGACCAGGCAGAUGUUAAGAAACGCGAUCACGACUUCCUCUCGUCUAUCGAAGUAGUAAUUGUCGACCACGCGGAUGCAUUGCUCAUGCAAAACUGGGAUCACAUCGACUACAUCAUGAAGCACCUCAACCUGCAGCCCCGAGAGGCACACGGAUGUGACUUCAGUCGUGUACGGACAUGGUACCUGGACAACAACGCGCGGUAUGUGCGGCAGAUGAUCAUGCUCACCUCAUUCGUCACUCCGGAGAUGAACUCGGUGUUCUCGACGCACAUGCACAACACCUCGGGCAGGGUCAAGGCCACGCCGAUCCACGCGGGCGCGAUCACCGAGCUCCCCCUCCCGGUCUCGGUCAGGCAGACAUUUACCCGCUUCGACUGUCUCUCGCCGGCGAAAGACCCCGAUGCGCGGUUCAAGCACUUCACCACGACUAUCCUCUCGUCGCUGGUGCGCGACAUUGCCUCCGGUCGCGGCAAGGCCAGCGCCGGCGGAACCCUGAUCUUCAUCCCGUCGUACCUGGACUUUGUGCGCGUGCGUAAUCACUUCGCCACGUCGCAGCAGACCACCAACGUCUCCUUUGGAGCCAUCUCCGAAUACACCGAGCAGCGGGAGGCGGCGCGGGCUCGCUCGUAUUUCAUGAAUGGGCGCCAGUCGGUGCUGCUGUACACGGAACGUCUGCACCACUUCCGUCGGUACCAGCUCCGCGGGGUCAAGCGGAUCAUCAUGUACGGCGUGCCUGAGAACCCGGCGUUCUAUGGCGAGAUUGUCGGGUUCCUGGGAUUGGAUCCAGCGGCGUUGGUCGAGGCGGCCGAGGGAGGUGUGCGCGCAUUGUUCUCCAAGUGGGAUGCGCUGAAGAUGGAGCGGAUUGUGGGCACGCAGCGAUUGGGCAAUAUGAUGCGCGAGAAGGGAGGAGAUACUUUUACGUUUAUGUAG
Messenger RNA from Aspergillus luchuensis, 2166 nucleotides. RefSeq names its product UTP25 family protein (gene UTP25). NCBI's taxonomy places the organism in Eukaryota, Fungi, Ascomycota, Eurotiomycetes, Eurotiales, Aspergillaceae. Gene Ontology annotation, biological process: maturation of SSU-rRNA from tricistronic rRNA transcript (SSU-rRNA, 5.8S rRNA, LSU-rRNA). Gene Ontology annotation, molecular function: rRNA binding; U3 snoRNA binding. Gene Ontology annotation, cellular component: small-subunit processome; nucleolus. Bases 1 to 2166 code for a protein of 721 amino acids. The record is from RefSeq and is a predicted model, not a curated record. The transcript is spliced from 5 exons.